AUGAACCAAGAGAGAAUUAAUGUUGCAAGUGUUGAAUCUAGUGCGGAAAACAUAGAUCGUGACCUGGGAAAGCGGAGACCUAUUGUUGAGUAUGAAGUCCAAGAUAGGGACCGCAUUCGAAGAGAAUACAUCUCGAAGGGACCUUUCCAACCAAAAGGCCAUGUCUUUAAGAAAAGCUCAUUUGGUAAGGAGAAAAGGAGUUUCCAAUGUAAAUGGCCUAUUAAUGACAAUCGGUUUGGCGAUGAUGCAUUUGUGAGCGCGGGGUGUAAAAAUUGGAAAAAGGCUCUUGCUAUUUUUAGAGAACAUGAGGGUUCAGUUAAUAGCACACAUGAUCAGUUAAUACCGUUUGAUUGA
Molecule: messenger RNA, 354 nt
Organism: Salvia splendens (bonfire salvia)
Lineage: Eukaryota; Viridiplantae; Streptophyta; Magnoliopsida; Lamiales; Lamiaceae
Exons: 2
Coding region: 1-354 (117 amino acids)
Source: RefSeq, a predicted model, not a curated record